Solanum lycopersicum (tomato) is the source of this 1655-nucleotide messenger RNA. RefSeq names its product equilibrative nucleotide transporter 3-like. Gene Ontology annotation, biological process: nucleoside transmembrane transport. Gene Ontology annotation, cellular component: plasma membrane. The record is from RefSeq and is a predicted model, not a curated record. Lineage: Eukaryota; Viridiplantae; Streptophyta; Magnoliopsida; Solanales; Solanaceae. Gene Ontology annotation, molecular function: nucleoside transmembrane transporter activity.
GUUCAAAAGUAUGAUUUAAUAUUUUUUAAAAUUUAUGUGAAGUAAAUAAAUUAAAAUAAAGGUUUGAUAGAUAUAAAUAUGGAUAGGGAUAAGUAGUAAUUAGUAGGAUCAGGAAAUGUGAUCCGCUUUAUUUGGGGCUUAUUGUUAUUUUGACUUUGAUUUGAUUUGCUCAACUCUUGUUUAGGUUCUUUCUGAUAUCAUAUUUGAUACUAAAUGCAUACAUACUGCUGCUGAAAUCAAUCUAUAGUACUAUUAUUAUCAAUGGCUGAGGUUUAUACUAGAGCUCCAGUUAGACUUGAGGGCAAGUAUGGCGCAAUGCUUGUCUGUUGGGUUUUGGGCAAUGGCUGUCUCUUCUCUUGGAACAGUAUGUUAACUAUUCAGGACUACUAUGUCGCCCUCUUUCCCAAUUAUCAUUCCUCGCGGGUUCUUACGCUCAUUUAUCAACCAUUUGCAUUGGGAACACUUGCAAUGUUGGCUUACAAUGAAGCAAAAAUUAACACAAGGAAAAGGAAUCUUUUUGGAUAUAGUCUUUUUUUCAUAGCUACAUUUAUAGUUCUUCUUUUGGAUUUAGCUACAUCUGCUAAGGGAGGGUUAGGAAGUUUUAUUGGGAUAUGUGUUAUUAGUGGUGCCUUUGGAGUUGCAGAUGCUCAUGUACAAGGUGGAAUGAUUGGAGACCUUUCAUUCAUGUUACCUGAAUUUUUGCAGUCUUUUCUUGCUGGAUUGGCUGCAUCUGGUGCUCUAACAUCUUCGUUAAGACUAAUUACCAAAGCAGCAUUUGAAAAUUCACAAGACGGUCUUCGAAAGGGUGCAAUUUUGUUCUUCGCGAUAUCCACACUCUUUGAGUUGCUUUGUGUCCUCCUAUAUGCAUUUGUCUUCCCAAAGCUACCAAUAGUGAAGUACUAUCGUGCAAAAGCAGCUUCAGAGGGAUCAAAGACUGUUGCUAGUGACCUUGCUGCAGCCGGAGUUUACAAACAAGGACCAGAUACAAAGAAUGAACAUGAUCCACAACAAGUUGAGCGACUUAACAACAAAGAAUUGUUAUUGCAGAACAUAGACUAUGCAAUAGAUUUGUUUCUGAUAUAUGCUCUAACAUUAUCGAUUUUCCCUGGAUUCUUGUCUGAGGAUACUGGAUCUCACAGCUUAGGAUCAUGGUAUGCACUUGUCCUUAUCGCAAUGUACAAUGUAUGGGAUCUCAUAGGGAGAUAUAUCCCACUAAUCAAAUGCUUAAAGCUGGAAUCGCGGAAAGGGCUGAUGGUAGUGAUUCUUUUGCGUUCUCUAUUUGUACCUGCUUUCUACUUCACAGCCAAAUAUGGUGAUCAAGGAUGGAUGAUUAUGUUAACAUCCUUGUUGGGACUGAGUAAUGGGCACCUCACAGUGUGUGUCCUCACUUGUGCACCAAAAGGGACCAGAGCAAAAUGCAUUAGGAAAUCUUCUAGUUUUGUUUCUUUUAGGAGGUAUAUUUGCUGGUGUAACUCUAGAUUGGUUGUGGCUUAUAGGCAAAGGUUGGUAAAGCAUCCAAAAUUUGGAAUCUUUAUCUAAUUUCAUUCAAUAUAUAUAUAUGUCCCCUCAGCUUUAGCAUUUACAAUUUUAUAUGAUGUUCUUUUUUGACAUUAAAUUACCAACUUUUUUGAAGCUAUAGUUUACUUGAUCAUCAA